This is a messenger RNA of Seminavis robusta, 1503 nucleotides long. The record is from the annotation of a GenBank genome assembly. NCBI's taxonomy places the organism in Eukaryota, Bacillariophyta, Bacillariophyceae, Naviculales, Naviculaceae.
AUGGAACUGGAGGUAUUCGUCUCGAAACAGCAAACCCCAACUACGUGCCAGCCCUUCAAGCGUUCCAAGAAGACGAGGACUUCCAGCAAUUCUUUGCCUCCAAGCAUGAGGACCCAGCGUUCUUUGACGACUUUGACUUCCCUCUUCCCCUUACAUUGGGCAAUGCUACACUACGAUGCCAUGAUGACGGUUGAUAGAGCUGCCUGUGAGGCGCAAAGCGAGUUCCCGACUCCGACGGAGCUCUACCAACAAAUGGUACGAACGGAAUUCGAUGGGGCUUCUGGAUAUGUUGCCUUUAAGAGCAGCACUGAAACCAGGGACUUGGAAGGUCUACGUUUCAUUAUAGAGAAUGUGCUGACGGAGCAAGACGAAGAUGGAGCGGCACAGAUCACUAUAGUCAGAGCUGCAAUUGUCAAUCCAAGUGCGGACAAUAACACUGUGGAGAUUCUCGAACCUUUUGUGUACAAUGACAACACUACGACGCCACCUUCCUCCUUGCCUCCAUUGGAGCCAGAUCAGAAUCUAGUUGGCAACGGCGUUAUCGCUACUGGGUUGGUGCUUGCGGCAGCUGUAAUGAUCAUGUCUAUCGGGUGGAUAGCAUGGGUUACUGUGCAAAGAGCGGCAAGUGUCCGUGGCUCAACCUUUCUUCCUGGACAUGAUUGCAUUGGUACGUUCAUCAUGGCAACUUCGAUCAUCCCAACCAGCUUUCAAAAGCCAAUGAGUCAAGGAGCACUCGAUGCGGGAUGUGCGCUAUUUCCUUGGCUUCUGUGCCUUGGAUUUGUCACUGCUUUCUCCGCAUUGUUCACCAAGAAUGGGAGGAUGAACUCCAUCUAUGCCAACGCCAGACGCUUUCGCCGUACCACAAUCGAGCCGAAGGAUGUUCUGAAACCCUUUCUGGUGCUCUUGACACUCAACCUUGCAUUCCUGACAGGUUUGACGGCGGCAACUCCUUGGAAGUGGAUCCGUGUGGAUGGCGAAGGACGGGACCCCUUUGGGAGGCCAACUGAAUCCUAUUGUGUCUGCAGUUCAGAGGGGCAAACGUCGGUAUCCAAGGGGUUGACAAUCGCUUUGGUCAUUGUGAACUGUGUUCCAGUGAUUCUUGCAAACUACCAGAGCUACAAGUCUCGGGACUUGCCUUCUGAAUUCAACGAAUCGAAGUACAACGCCUAUUCCUUGGCAAGCUUGUUGGAGGCCAUCUUGAUUGGGGGACCCGUCGUGAUCAUUUCGUACCAGUCACACUCGCCAACAGCUUACUUUAUGGCACGCGCAUUCCUGAUAUUCCUGACAUGCACAAUCAUAUUGCUGUUCAUGUUUGUGCCAAAGUGCGCAAAGUUGAAUUUUGGGGACAAAUCCACCAGAAGGUUGACUACGGUUUAUGACUCGAGUGAGACGGCGUUUCUGUCGAGAUUGACCAACGCCACUUCGAGGGCAGAUACACUGAGUCUGAACGUAGGAAGCGACCAUCAUUCCGUGGGAAGCUGCAUGGAGGCCUUCAAAUCAUAG